Amphiprion ocellaris (clown anemonefish) is the source of this 2396-nucleotide messenger RNA. RefSeq names its product interleukin-17C-like. The record is from RefSeq and is a predicted model, not a curated record. Gene Ontology annotation, biological process: inflammatory response. Gene Ontology annotation, cellular component: extracellular region. The transcript has 3 exons. Bases 97 to 588 code for a protein of 163 amino acids. NCBI's taxonomy places the organism in Eukaryota, Metazoa, Chordata, Actinopteri, Pomacentridae. Gene Ontology annotation, molecular function: cytokine activity.
GGGUGUGUUUCUCCUCGUGUUGUGCUGUCGCUGAGCCUCCAUGUAUUAUAAAUCUCCGGUGAUGGAGCGGAGACUCAUUCUCAGCUCUGGUCCAACAUGUCUCGGUUCGUGCUGCAGACGGUGGUGCUCGGUGUCCUGCUGGUUCCCCUCCGGUCUGCAGGGUCCCGGUGUAUCGGUGAGGAGGAACUACGCAGCCGCGAAAACCGUCUGCAGCGGACGUACUGGAAGCACCUGAACGUCCCCCAGCCUACGUCACCGCGCCAGCGCGCGCCCACCUGCGCAGAGGUGAGCAAGGAGCUGCACGAGGACCCGCAGCGCCGCUCCCUGUCCCCGUGGAGGUACCGGCUGGACGAAGACGACACCAGGUUUCCUCGUGAGAUCUCCGUCGCCGAGUGUCUCUGCGACGGCUGCAUCAUCGACCGCCACGAGGACCUGAGCUACAACUCCAGGCAGAUGUUCGUCCAGCGCAUGGUGCUGAAGAAGACUUCCUGUCCAGGAGACCCCAGCAGAUACGUGGUCAGGAAGGACUUCAUCAGCGUCCCCAUCGCCUGCACCUGUGUCAGGCCGGCAGUAAACCACGUUUGCUAACCAAACCGUGCUGAAUCUGUCUGAGCUGCUUCCAUUAUUUUCGUCAGCAGGUCGUUUAGUUUGCAGGUCAGAGAUGUUUCCUCUGUCAGCCACAUCUGUAGGGAGGCUCUAUGUCGUCUGGGUCAAUUAGCUGCUGGAAAUGAUCAAAAAGUCCCUCCCAUUUUGGUGAUUCCUCCUUCAUGAGGUUGACUUCUUAGUCUUUUAUUGAAGCUGCAUUCUGUCUACCAGCCAGCAGGGGGCGACUCCUCUGUGAAGAGUUAUUUACCUCUGAGAACAUUUUGCUGAAGUUUUUGGUCCCAAUCCCUAGUUUGAAGUCUCUCUUAAUCCAGCAUGAUGCUCUUUUAGGGAAUGAUGAUCUAUUUAGAGACAAACAGAUGACAAAGUUUGGCAAAAAACUAAACUGAAGAUGGCCAAAACCUGCCAAACAAUAGAUUUGCUGAUUUAUCCUAUCUGAUAAUGGAGCGACCCUGAAUUUGAAUCUCUUUCAAACCCUUCCAUCCACCCCGACCUCCUCACUACACUGCCACCAUGGCUCUACAUCUUCUUCUUUCCAUCCCGUUAAUAUCCUCUACAGCCACUAGAGGGCAAUGAAAUAAAGCUGCAGGUUGUAAAAUGGUGAAAAUCAGAUCCAGAAACAGAGUCGUUUACUGUCAGCCUCCCGUCAACCCAUCCAUCCCCCCCGACCUCCUCCCUAUGUCACCUGCACAUUAUUAUCACUGCAGCCACUAGAGGGCGAUGCCACAAUGAUUUACAGCUACAGGUCGUGAAUGUUGAAAAUCAGAUCCAAUAAUGCAAUCGUUUGUUAGCAGUCAACAGAGUCGUUUCCUGUCAGCCUCCCUCCAACCCAUCCAUCCACCCCGACCUCCUCCCUAUCGCGACUUCAUGGCUCCGUCACUACAUCACCUGACCGUCCAUCCCGUCAUAAUUACUACAACCACAUGAGGGCGCUGCAACCCUGAGACGUAGCUGAGGCUUGUAAUAGCAUGCUAAUGUUAGCGUUGAGCUAAAACCACCAUUAAUUUCUGUCUCGAUCAAUAAAUACAAAUAAAACAAAUCAGGAAAACAUUGGCAGGUGCUACAUUUCAGAGACCCUCAGAUUACACAGCAAUCUAACAGUUGGCUAACAUUAGCAUUCGCCAUUUAAGAGCAUCUUUUACAAACUACAGCUGCACCAAAAGGCAGCGUCGACUAUAAUGGGAUGUUAGCAAGCUAUUCUAUCAGCUAGCUCUAAGAUUAACACUAGAAAUGCAACGCUUCCUCACCAUGCACCAAAACUAGCUCAUUUUGUGAUUUUCAGCUAAUAGCGCUGACAUUUCACCUCAGAUAUCUCCUCUUCUUCUGCAGAUCGUAGCUAACACAGUAGGAGUGAGAGAGCUGCAGGUUUAACUCAGAUUAAACUUCACAGGAAAUGCUUUCACACGUUUUUGUUUUUUAAUUUUUAGUUUGCACCUUCUGAUUCAUGUGAAAUCGACCAAAGCAGAUGACUGUCGGCUCAGUUCAGGCCAAGAAGGCUGUAAGUCAACAGCUAAGGCCAGGAGACAGCUAGCUUAGCUUAGCUUAGCUUGAUGACCGGAAACAGGAGGAAACUGCUAGUCCGGCUCUUUGAGAAAGAAGUAGAACAAAACUUCAGAUUGUUUUCUUGGUUAAUAAGGCAGCAAGAAUGAAAGUGGAUUUUUAGCGUUUGGCAGUUUUAACUACUUUACGUGCAGUUUUAGUUCAACUUCUUCCCACAAAAUGUGAUGUUUAAGGACAACAGUUCAGUUGUUUUAGGUCUGGAGCUGCUAUAAUGUGCUCCUCAUUGUAAUUAU